Messenger RNA from Brassica napus (rape), 1773 nucleotides. Its product is annotated as purple acid phosphatase 18. Lineage: Eukaryota; Viridiplantae; Streptophyta; Magnoliopsida; Brassicales; Brassicaceae. Bases 219 to 1526 code for a protein of 435 amino acids. Gene Ontology annotation, molecular function: metal ion binding; acid phosphatase activity. The transcript has 5 exons. The record is from RefSeq and is a predicted model, not a curated record.
AUUUUUCUUUUGUUAGUAAUGGUUUCACGAUUUUAGUCGGCAAACAAAAAAAAAAUGCUUUCACGAUAUGAAUUAGUGUGUUCAAAAUCAUCACAUUCACACGAGAUACAGUGAGGGCAGUUUGGUCAUAUAGACAUCCGUUUCUUCUCCCCGCGUAGAUUUACUAAAAAUUCCAUAUCUCCCUUCCCCACUGAAUCUGAAAGCAGCUCCUCGCAGAGAUGGAAAGAACGCUGCUUGUGACCUUCUCUUUGAUACUCUUUGCUUCUGUGGCGGCAGAUGACUAUGUCCGACCAAAGCCUCGUCAAGCCUUGCAGUUUCCAUGGAAACAAAAAUCCACUUCUCAACCCGAGCAGGUGCAUAUCUCAUUGGCCGGAGACAAACACAUGCGAGUGAGUUGGGUCACCAACGACAAAUCUUCCCCUUCCUUUGUUGAAUACGGAACAUCGCCAGGGAAAUACUCUUUUCUCGGUCAAGGAGAGAGCACCUCUUACAGCUACAUAUUCUACAGAUCAGGGAAGAUACACCAUGCCGUCAUCGGCCCAUUGGAACCGGACACCGUUUACUAUUACCGUUGCGGUGGAGGAGGACCUGAGUUUCAUCUCAAAACACCACCAUCUCGGUUCCCGAUCACUUUCGCAGUGGCUGGUGAUCUUGGUCAAACCGGUUGGACCAAGUCGACGCUAGAUCAUAUCGACCAAUGCAAAUACGAAGUGCAUCUGCUUCCCGGUGAUCUUUCUUAUGCCGACUAUAUGCAGCACAAGUGGGACACGUUUGGAGAGCUGGUUCAGCCUCUGGCGAGUGUGAGGCCCUGGAUGGUGACUCAGGGGAACCAUGAGAAAGAGAAUAUUCCCUUUGUGGUGGAUGAGUUUGUGUCGUAUAACUCGAGGUGGAAGAUGCCGUAUGCGGAGAGUGGAUCAAAUUCGAAUCUUUAUUACUCUUUUGAGGUUGCUGGUGUACACGUGAUCAUGCUUGGCUCAUACACUGAUUGUGAUCGGUACUCAGAUCAGUACAAUUGGUUAAAGGGUGAUCUCGCAAAGGUGGACCGAGAAAGGACUCCGUGGCUAAUAGCCUUGUUCCAUGUGCCGUGGUAUAACAGUAACGAUGCCCAUCAAAAUGAAGGCGAUGGGAUGAUGGCUGAAAUGGAGCCUUUGCUUUAUGCGAGCGGGGUUGAUAUUGUAUUCACUGGUCAUGUUCAUGCUUAUGAACGCACGAAACGUGUCAACAAUGGUAAAUCAGAUCCAUGUGGUCCUGUGCAUAUAACUAUAGGAGAUGGAGGAAACAGAGAAGGACUAGCUCGCAAGUAUAAAGAUCCGUCACCAGAGUGGUCAGUCUUCAGGGAAGCAAGCUUUGGACAUGGCGAACUUCAGAUGGUGAAUUCAACCCAUGCGCAUUGGACCUGGCAUAGGAACGAUGAUGAUGAGCCAACAAAAUCUGAUGAGGUUUGGUUAACAUCCCUUGUGAACUCAGGAUGUUGGACGGAGAAGAAAUGGAAUGAAAACCUCAGGAAAAUACUCAUGGAACCUUGAUGGAUAUCCCAUUAAGUGAGCGUUGGUUGCAGUAAAAAAUAGUCCGAAGUAUAUAUAUAAAAACCUACAAGGUGGUUGUGUUAGCAAUAGGUGUGUUAGACUAUUAUUGGCCACACCAUAGUAGAAAACUUUCACAAGCUGCAUAUAAUUCGUGGUUCCAACUUUGAAAUUUUGUAAGCUUGCACUUUGUUGUGAUGUGUAUGUGUUGUAUUGUUCUCUGAUUAAUUGCAUGCUAUUUUUAUCUUUA